This is a messenger RNA of Cheilinus undulatus (humphead wrasse), 1811 nucleotides long. It is a transcript of the gene yy1a, whose product is annotated as YY1 transcription factor a. The record is from RefSeq and is a predicted model, not a curated record. Gene Ontology annotation, biological process: regulation of transcription by RNA polymerase II. Lineage: Eukaryota; Metazoa; Chordata; Actinopteri; Labriformes; Labridae. The transcript is spliced from 5 exons. Gene Ontology annotation, molecular function: DNA-binding transcription factor activity, RNA polymerase II-specific; RNA polymerase II cis-regulatory region sequence-specific DNA binding. Gene Ontology annotation, cellular component: PcG protein complex; transcription regulator complex. Bases 108 to 1163 code for a protein of 351 amino acids.
UACAGUGGAGUAGAGUUGUUGUCGGAGAGGGAGGAGGAAGGCAGAGAGUAGACAGAAGGGAAAGCGAGAGUGUAAAAAAUAGCAUAGGUAGAAGGAAAUAUAAAGCAAUGAUGGCAUCGGGGGAUACCCUGUACAUAGAGACGGACGGGUCAGAAAUGCCUGCCGAAAUAGUGGAACUGCACGAAAUUGAAGUUGAGACAAUCGAGACAACAGUUGUUGGAGACGACGGGGAACACCAGCCUAUGAUCGCCUUACAGCCUCUUGACACGGAUGAUCCAAACUCCCUUCACCCGCAUCAGGAGGUGAUUUUAGUGCAAACACGAGAGGAGGUUGUGGGCGAGGAUGACUCUGAACUGCACACAGAUGAUGGUUUUGAGGACCAAAUUCUUAUCCCAGUGCCCGCUGUGGAGGAGGACUUUAUCGAACAGACUCUCGUUACAGUCGCGGGGAAAAGCUCCUCGACAGGCCGGAUGAAGAGGGCUGGAAGCGGAAAGAAAGCUGGCAAAAAGAGCUACCUAAGCGGCGGAGAAAUGGGCAGAAAGUGGGAGCAGAAGCAGGUCCAGAUAAAGACUUUGGAGGGGGAGUUUUCUGUUACUAUGUGGGCAUCGGAUGACAAGAAAGACAUAGACCAUGAAGAGCAGAUCACAGGAGAAAACUCUCCUCCUGAUUAUUCUGAAUACAUGACAGGGAAGAAGCUUCCUCCCGGAGGAAUCCCAGGCAUUGACCUGUCCGACCCCAAACAGCUGGCAGAGUUUGCAAGAAUGAAGCCAAGAAAAGUAAAAGAGGACGAUGCACCCAGGACGAUAGCCUGUCCACACAAAGGAUGUACCAAGAUGUUCAGGGACAAUUCGGCCAUGAGGAAGCACUUGCAUACCCAUGGGCCUCGUGUGCACGUCUGCGCUGAGUGUGGCAAAGCCUUUGUGGAGAGUUCCAAACUGAAGAGGCAUCAACUCGUACACACGGGAGAGAAACCUUUCCAGUGCACAUUCGAGGGCUGCGGGAAGCGGUUCUCCCUGGACUUUAACUUGCGCACACAUGUGCGUAUUCACACUGGAGACCGCCCGUACGUCUGCCCCUUCGACGGCUGCAACAAAAAAUUUGCUCAGUCAACCAACCUUAAGUCUCACAUCCUCACACACGCCAAAGCCAAAAACAAUCAGUGAGCCGGCUCGGAUAAACACCAGAAUGUGAGCGAACACUGGAGGACUUGACCUGCAUCUCCACUUCUUGACAGAGAAACAAGUUAUGCUUUGUUGUGAGAGAAGAAGUCCCCUUUGUUUCUCCUUUAGAAGACAGGUUUUAAUGGACUUUUCUGAAACUCUUUUGAUAUUCGUACGGAGAUUUGAACUAGGAACUCGUGAGAAUCCUGACCCCCUCAGGCAUCCUACCUUCCUUUGGCGCUACCUGGAUGGAGCAAUUUCCAGUUUCUUCUUGUGAAGAUGUUAAUUCAUGGUUCUGCACCUAAAAAACUUAUUUAUACCUUAUCUCAGCCAGUUCAGAGUUUUUGCAGUUAUGGUCAAAUUUGCAUUAAUCCUCCAAAAAGACACCUUUUCAAUUUUGUACUUUCCCUAAGUGUGCAUAUUGUACACUGUUUGACAUAAGCUCUGUGGUAAUGUAUGUAGUGGGACAGCCCCCGUAGACCUCUAAAGAAGAGGUUUCACACGUUUCCCCGUCAUGUGAGUGUGUUUCAAAGGGGGAGCUGGGUGAUCUUUCAUAAUUUCAUUUUGUACAACGCAAUAUCAGAAUCAUGUAGAUAAUAGCCAUGUGAUUUCCAAUAGUGAUAACUGAUUAAAAUGUUUUUCCUCCUUGCA